Messenger RNA from Talaromyces amestolkiae, 1215 nucleotides. RefSeq lists its product as uncharacterized. Bases 1 to 1215 code for a protein of 404 amino acids. Gene Ontology annotation, molecular function: GTP cyclohydrolase II activity. The transcript has a single exon. The record is from RefSeq and is a predicted model, not a curated record. NCBI's taxonomy places the organism in Eukaryota, Fungi, Ascomycota, Eurotiomycetes, Eurotiales, Trichocomaceae. Gene Ontology annotation, biological process: riboflavin biosynthetic process.
AUGGCGGAGAAAUCUCCGUACAUCGCUCCGCAACCGCGACAUCCGAAUGCCUCCUUCGACGGUCUGCCUUCCUCGAUACCAACAGAAUCGCACGAUAUCACGAGUCACAGAAGCCUAUUAGGUAGAGCCCUCGCAAGCGAAAAUACCAGCUCCAAUGCCACCCCCGCUCUUCCCGAAUCCAUUAUUUCGCCUGCCAUCACACCCCCCUCCACUCCAGGAGGCACCAUAAUCCGCACCCAACAAGCCUUUCAAGUCGAGCCACAUGACGCUCGAACACAUAAACAUGUACACAAGCCGCCCAAGUUGAUGGACCGCUUGCCGAAUGUCGAAUGUAUCGUUCGCGCACGAAUUCCGACCACAACGGGCGCCGAGAUGUUUCUCCAUUUAUAUCAAAACGACGCCGACAAUAAAGAGCAUUUGGCGAUUGUAUUUGGCAAUAAUAUACGGUCACGGAGUUUAGAUCGUGUACAGGAAGGGGAAACAGAGAUGGAUAGGAUGAUUCGAGGCGCUUAUGUCGGUAGACUACAUCCUGGUCGGGUGAGCAGUCGAUUUGAUGCCGAAGGUGGAUUGGGCGGAGAAGCGGCAGAUAAAUUGAGAAAGGCUCAACAAGCUCCUCUUGUGCGAAUUCAUUCUGAGUGCUAUACGGGUGAAACGGCUUGGUCCGCUCGAUGCGAUUGUGGAGAGCAAUUGGAUGAAGCUGCGCGGUUGAUGUCGAUGGCAUCAGAGUCGUCCUCCGAUCUUACUAUGGAUAAAGAUGGUCCAGUUAUUGAUAACACUACUUUAUCGUCUUCUAUCACUGAACCAACUUCCGGGAACGACGGUCCGGGAGGUGUGAUUAUCUACCUCCGACAAGAAGGCCGUGGAAUUGGCUUGGGCGAGAAGCUCAAAGCAUAUAACUUACAAGAUCUGGGCUCGGAUACGGUCGAAGCCAAUCUAAUUUUACGCCAUCCUGCGGAUGCCCGCAGUUACGGUCUUGCUACUGCCAUGCUUGUGGAUCUGGGACUGGGUGCCGACGCGUACCCAGAGGGUAUCCGACUGCUCACUAAUAAUCCAGAUAAGGUUUUGGCUGUAGAAGGCCCGAAUAGAGAAGUUCGUGUGAAGGAACGCGUUGCUAUGAUACCCAUCGCCUGGAGGACAGGCGGGCAGAAGGGUAUCAGGAGUAGAGAAAUAGAGGGAUACUUGCAAACCAAGGUCAGUCAUUGCAAUUUUCUUUGA